Molecule: messenger RNA, 496 nt
Organism: Lagopus muta (rock ptarmigan)
Lineage: Eukaryota; Metazoa; Chordata; Aves; Galliformes; Phasianidae
Product: guanine nucleotide-binding protein G(I)/G(S)/G(O) subunit gamma-11
Exons: 3
Coding region: 228-449 (73 amino acids)
Biological process (GO): G protein-coupled receptor signaling pathway
Cellular component (GO): heterotrimeric G-protein complex
Molecular function (GO): G-protein beta-subunit binding
Source: RefSeq, a predicted model, not a curated record
GCCUCUGCCCCACGGGGCGAGGAGGGGAGCAGGUCCCGGCAGCCGUCCGGGUGCGGGGUGCUGAGGCCCCGCAGUGUGAAGGUCCCGAGCGCGGAGCCGGGAGGGCCGUAAUCCGAUUAGAGGGGAUUAUCCCGGAGUUUAAAGGCCGGGCGGCGCGGGGCAGGGUGCCCGGCGUGGUGGGGAGGAAGCGGUCGCCGCGGAGCAGCCCGGCGGCACCGGCGCACACCAUGCCGGCGAUCAACAUUGAGGAUCUGAGCGAGAAGGACAAACUGAAAAUGGAAGUGGAGCAGCUCCGGAAAGAAGUGAAGCUGGAGAGGCAGCCGGUGUCCAAGUGCUCCGAGGAGAUCAAGAACUACAUCGAGGAGCGCUCAGGAGAGGACCCGCUGGUGAAGGGCGUCCCAGAGGACAAGAACCCCUUCAAGGAGAAGGGCGGCUGUGUCAUCGCCUAAAGAAGACCCCAGCCUGCUGGGCCUGCGCCGGCAGUGCAGGAGCAAAU